AGCAACUGCAGAAGAAGAAAUAGGACGUCUGUCUCCAUUUGUUACCAGUCCGUCGGUUAAAACCAUCGACGACCUGGGCGACAAACCUCCGCAAUAUCGACACAGAGCUCAAAGAGCUAGCAAGAUACUAAGACACAAACAUGUGGGAUGGACCAGGACCAGGGCAAGGACCACGAGGAGGACCACCCUUUCGUGGUGAUCAUCGUGGAGAAAUGUUUGGCGGCAGAGAUCGUCCCAUGCCUGAUUAUAGAGGUAGAGAUGGGAUGAACAUGGGUCCAAUGGGUCAUAUGGGCCCAAGACCUCUAGAUCUGCCACCUAUGGACAUGAGAAGGAUGGAUGGGCCACCAAUGAGGGGACGUGAUAUGGACCCGCGUGAUAUGCGAGGUAGAGACCAGAGAGAUUUUUGCCGACCUGGAGAAGAGCCAGACUUCAGUCUUAGAAGGCACUAUGAUGUUUCCAUCAGAGACAAACUAAUGAAUUCUCCUGGCUUCCCGGGACCAGGAAGGAACUCAGUAGACAUGGGGGGGAGGGGUAUGCCACCACGGGAACCAAACAGCAGAUUUAUGGACAUGAGGGACAGAGAGUCAUUUCACUUUGACAUGCCACCGUACAACCAUCCAAAUAUGGAUGGAAGAAGAGAGUUUCCCAUGGACCGAAUGGAACGAAAUGAUGGAUUUAGGGACAUGCGGGACAGGCCCCCAAUGGGCAUGGGUGACUCUGAUGGCUAUGAUGUGGACUUACCGCCACGUGAAAGGAGAAUGAUGGACACUGACAGAAGAGGAGGACCGCCUUUCAAUACAAGAGGGGGAUUUGAUUCUGACAUGGAUUUCAGAAAUCGUCUUGGUCCAUCAGCUGAAUUUAGAGGUAGGGAUCGAUCACCCUUAAGAUUUGGAAACAGUGAUGGUCCUCUGGUGGACAGGGCAAGACCAGACAUGCCUCCAGAUGUUGCUGGCCCACCAAGAUCAGAAUUUAUGGGUGCAGAAGACCCACUCAGAGAAAGAGAAUAUCCAGACCUAAGUGGCAGCCCCCUUAUGGAUUAUCGAAGUGGUGAGGAGAUGACUCUUGCAGAGGAAUGGAAGAACCGUCGAAAGGACAAGAACCCUUACUUAGACAUGGGUAAAGGCAUGGGAGGUGUACCCAAACCUAGCUUUCCUGUGGAUUUUGGCAGAGACAUGAAUGUCAGAGAUCCACCACCAUUUCAGGAAAGGGACAGGCCAUCUGUUGACUUCCCAGGCAAAGAUGUCAGCUUUCCACGUGAUGAUUGCUUUCCAGCUAUGAAUCUACCACCAAUUGCCAGCAAAGCUCAACAAGACCAUCCACACCCAGAUAUAGGUCCCCUCACUGGCCCUCUAGGGAGAGAAAAUGAGAGUAAACAUUGGCUUGGAGAAAGGAACCCGAAGCACAGCCAGAAUAAAUCAAAUCGUGACGACAGGCCUCCUUACCAUCAAGAGAAGAAUCAGCCCUCACCUGCGAUUCAGGAGCCAAAUGAUUGUUUUAAAGGGCUGAAAGAUAUCCCACACAAUCAAGGACCUGCCAGGGCUAAGAUGGGGGUGGACCGUGAUUUCGAAAGCAGUAGCAGUGGACAGGCGAGAGACCAAGACUACAGGGACAUCGAUUACAGAACAGGGUCCGGGAGGGCUUUUGACUACAAGCGGGAUGCACUUCAUGCACCAGAGAAACUCAUCAAAGAGUCUAAACCAAUCACACCCUCAAAAUUUAGUGAGUCUGGUUCUCAGGAUCAGGACUACAGGAAUGCAUCAGUGGAGGACAAAGUUUCCAACACAAUAUCCAUAAUUGGCAUCCCAAAGACAGCCACAAUGGAGCAGAUUCUUGGUGCCUUUGCAGUCCGUGAUGGUGUGCCAAUGCAGGGGAUGAAAAUCAAAAAUGUGGUGCCAGGUUACAGCUACGAUACGGCCUAUGUGGAGUUUUUAAACCUCGAGGAUGCAGUCCGCUUCAUGGAGUCCAACAAGGGAUCCCUAAAGGUUGGCACUAGAACAACAACCAUGAAGUACAUUCAGCCAGAUGAGUGUGAAAGAAGUGUUCAUGAAUCAGAUCACAAAGUACCUCAACUCCAGGAGCCCCCGUUGCCCAGACAAGAUGAGCCUUUAGAGCAAUUAAAGACUAAUCUAAAUGGAUCCAAACCAAAAGGCCCUAUGGACCCAUUGUCCCACAACCAGUGGCAGCGUAGCUCUGACCUGACUCCCGAGGCCUGGCAACAGCAGGUAGACCAACAGCUCCAACAGCAAGAAACGGAGCAGCAGGCAGAGUCUUUGGCCAACCGCAAUCACUCUCAUCCUCUCUCCGUCUUUACAAACAGCAAAACCAUGAUUAUAAAAAAUGUGAAGCCCACCACCACAGUCAGUAUGAUUCUGAAAGCCUUGGAUCCCUUUGCAUAUCUGGAUGAAAGAAACGUUCGCCUAGUCAAGGCCAAGCCGCCAGGAGUCAAGUGCUUCUGCUUUGUUGACAUGGACUCUCACGAGCAAGUGACACGCCUGGUUGAGCUCCUCACUAAACCCAGACCCCUUUAUAUUGAUGGAGUCAGAGUUUAUGCUGAGGUUGCAAGACCUCUGAAGAACCAAAAGAAAGACGAUAAACCAAACAGUUCCAUCCUCGGGUAUCCACCUGAGCCUAGCAUGAUGGUGCAGCCACCGCAGCAGCAGCCGCAGCAGCAAUACCCUCAACCUCCACAGUACUUACAACCUCUACAGCCACCAGCUGGUGCCUCUGCUAUAAUGCAAGGUGAUUUGACGACAGUCAGCACAAACCCUGCUCUGUCAUCAGACCACAGCAUGGUACAGGGAGUUGGCUAUGGUGAGACUCCAGCUGUUGAUCCAUUGUACCAGGCUGGUGGACCCCAUGUGCCCACAGAAUCAGCUGGGAUGGCAGUUGCCGCAGACGGAUCACAGCCCUAUGUCUAUGGCCCUGAGGUUCCAGACAUCACCAACUACUUGUACGAUUCGACGUCAGGCUUCUACUACGACCCAGAGACGACCCUGUACUAUGACCCCAACUCAAGGUAUUUCUACAAUGCUCAAACCCAAGAUUACCUGUACUGGGAUGCUACAUCAAAGACCUACAUCCCAGUUCCAGGAGGGAACCCUGCAGCGACUCAACCUAUGCCCAUGACUGCUGAAGACCAGGCUAUUCUUUCCAACCCAGCAGCAGAUGCUCCUUUGGAAAUGAAGAAGGUAUCAGGGUCUACCAACACAGCAGCAGCUCUGGCCCAAGAUCCCAUUCCUGAUGCUGCCUCUGCUCUGGAGCCUGUCCAAACUUCUUCAGCAGCUCCUGAAAAGAAAGACGAGGAAGACUCUGCUAAAAAGGAGAAAGAGAAGGAUAACAAAGAGGAAAAGCCAAGAAGUCUUGCUGCUGUCAAGAUCAUGAAAGAUAUGGAGCGCUGGGCAAAGAUUCAGAAUCGACAAAAGGAAAGCGUCCGCUCUGCAUCACCGCUGCUGAAGACCGGAGGGGACGAUGAAAGGAGGCAGUCCAAGUCAGCUGAUGCUGGUUUUGCCAUCUUUGAGAGGAAGAUAUCAGGUGCAGAUGAUCUUUUUAAGAAGCCCCUUGCUCCUCCUAAGAAAGAUGAAAAGUCAAAGCGUCCAAUGGGCUCCCUGGGAAUGCUGGCAUCGGACUAUGCAGCUGGCAGUGAUGAAGAGGUGGAAGAAGAUAAGGAGGAUGCAGCUAAAAGCAGUCAGGGUGGCCAGCCUGAAGACAAGGACAGCAAGCUGACAGACUGGAAAAAGAUGGCCUGCCUGCUGUGUCGGAGACAGUUCCCCAACAAGGACGCUCUGAUCCGCCAUCAGCAGCUCUCCGACCUGCACAAACAAAAUAUGGAGAUCCAUCUAAAGAUCAAGAGGUCAAAGAAGGAGCUAGAGGCACUUGAGAACCAGGAAAAAGAACUAAGUGCCAGAGAACCUACCAGGUCGCCUGAGCAGAAAAGAAGAAAACACCAACAGCCGCAGCAGCAUCAUAACACCUGGGCUGGGAGCUCCAGGGAGACGAGUAAAGUCAGUGAAAGACCUGGUUUAGGAGCUGAACCUGUCCCGCAGAGAAAAAAGAAAGAGCCCGUCGUUUGGAACCAUGCCACCUACAAACAAGCAGUACGCAAGGCCAUGUUUGCACGGUUUAAGGAACUCGAGUGAUCUCAUCUGAACACAUCCUCACUUUGAUAUGUGAAUUAUUAAUAUGACAUGCUUGCCCACCUUAGCAUGAGAAAUCCCGUGACUGUUUUUACUGUCUCUCUGCCUGAGACAUUAUUACAUUAAAGAAACACAUUUUUUUUCUACACUGAAAUGAAAAAUGAUGUGUAUAAAUCACAUCACAAGGUUAGAGUUGCGAUACAAUGAGUAAAAUCAGGAAUUAUUUGAUGCCCUUAACAGUUGAUGUUGUAUAAAAAGUGUAUAUUA
Molecule: messenger RNA, 4400 nt
Organism: Plectropomus leopardus (leopard coralgrouper)
Lineage: Eukaryota; Metazoa; Chordata; Actinopteri; Perciformes; Serranidae
Gene: rbm6
Product: RNA binding motif protein 6
Biological process (GO): mRNA splicing, via spliceosome
Cellular component (GO): nucleus
Molecular function (GO): RNA binding
Source: RefSeq, a predicted model, not a curated record